CGGGCGGUUCACUGAGUUCUUGCUCACUGCAGAGGGGCCCGCGACGCCUUCUGGACCGCACGCCGCCCUCGCUGAGGCCCGGGUUUGUUCCUCAACCUCGGCCGAAGGCAUCUCCCUCUGACCCCUCUUCCAUCCUUCGGGAAGGAGACUCGACUCGUCCCCCUUUCGCUCAGUGCAUGUGACUUGGUAGGUGAGAGUGAUUUCCCAGUGAUUGCUUUGGCCCUUACAACCAGAGAACAGGAUUCUUCCCUCCUUUUUGGCCACUAAAUGCCUGCGCACACCACACAUUCCUGCGAGGGAAGAAGGGCGGAGCUUCUUGGAUGAUGAUGGACAUUCCACUGGACAGGAUGAGGGCAGAGAGUGUGACAUCAACACCACAAAGGUGCAGCGUGAACUUCCUCAUCUCCCUUCCCAUCCAGCUCCCUGCCUCCUGUAUCCACCAUGGUGUUUGGUGAGUUUUUCCAUCGCCCUGGACAAGACGAGGAACUUGUCAACUUGAACGUGGGGGGCUUUAAGCAGUCCGUCGACCAAAGCACCCUCCUGCGGUUUCCUCACACCAGACUCGGAAAACUGCUCACCUGCCACUCGGAAGAGGCCAUCCUGGAGCUGUGCGACGACUACAGUGUGGCCGAUAAGGAGUACUACUUUGAUCGGAACCCCUCCUUGUUCAGAUACGUUUUGAAUUUUUAUUACACGGGGAAGCUGCAUGUCAUGGAGGAGCUGUGCGUCUUCUCAUUCUGCCAGGAGAUCGAGUACUGGGGCAUCAACGAGCUCUUCAUCGAUUCCUGCUGCAGUAAUCGCUACCAGGAACGCAAGGAGGAUAACCACGAGAAGGACUGGGACCAGAAGAGCAAUGACGUGAGUACCGACACCUCCUUUGAAGAGUCGUCCCUGUUUGAGAAGGAGCUGGAGAAGUUUGACAAGCUGCGAUUUGGUCAGCUCCGGAAGAAGAUCUGGAUUCGAAUGGAAAACCCAGCCUACUGCCUGUCUGCCAAGCUCAUUGCCAUCUCGUCCUUGAGCGUGGUGCUGGCCUCCAUUGUGGCCAUGUGUGUGCACAGCAUGUCAGAGUUCCAGAACGAGGACGGAGAGGUGGAUGACCCCGUGCUGGAAGGUGUGGAGAUUGCGUGCAUUGCUUGGUUCACUGGCGAGCUUGCCAUCCGGCUGGUCGCUGCUCCCUGUCAAAAGAAAUUCUGGAAAAACCCUCUGAACAUAAUUGACUUCGUCUCCAUUAUCCCCUUCUAUGCCACCUUGGCCGUAGACACCAAGGAGGAAGAGAGUGAGGACAUUGAAAACAUGGGCAAGGUGGUCCAGAUCCUCAGGCUUAUGAGGAUUUUCCGAAUCCUCAAGCUUGCCCGGCACUCAGUAGGACUUCGGUCUCUAGGUGCCACCCUGAGACACAGCUAUCAUGAAGUUGGGCUCCUGCUUCUCUUUCUCUCUGUGGGCAUUUCCAUCUUUUCUGUGCUUAUCUACUCUGUGGAGAAAGACGAGCAGACAUCCAGCCUCACCAGCAUCCCCAUCUGCUGGUGGUGGGCCACCAUCAGCAUGACCACUGUGGGCUAUGGAGACACGCACCCAGUCACCUUGGCCGGGAAGCUUAUCGCCAGCACGUGCAUCAUCUGUGGCAUCUUGGUGGUGGCCCUCCCUAUCACCAUUAUCUUCAACAAGUUUUCCAAGUACUACCAGAAGCAGAAGGACAUUGAUGUGGACCAGUGCAGUGAGGACCCACCAGAGAAGUGUCACGAGCUACCUUACUUUAACAUUAGGGACAUUUAUGCCCAGCGGAUGCACGCCUUCAUUACCAGUCUGUCUUCUGUGGGAAUUGUGGUGAGCGAUCCCGAUUCUACAGAUGCUUCAAGCAUUGAAGACAAUGAGGAUGUUUAUAACACAGCGUCCUUGGAGAAUUGCACAGCAAAAUGAGCAGGGACAUUUGUGCCUGUAUCUUGUGUCCCUUCCUGACGUUAGGUUAACACAGCUUUAUAAACCUCAAUGGGUUCGUUAAAAUAAUUUAAUUCUCAGGGUGUACCUUUCAGCCAUAGUUGGACAUUCAUUGCUCCAAAAUGAUAGAAUCUUCUUUAUUUUUCUCAGUAAAGUGAAUUAAAUGCCUUGUUCUGAAAUUUAUUUUUUACAAGAGAGAGUUGUGAUAUGAUUUUGGAAAAAAAAAAGGUAAAUGGGACUGGGUGGGAUUUAUUGCUACGGCUUAUGUAUCAUUCUGUGUUUGUCAUCUACUCACAUUGAGCUAACUGUAAAUUACUGACAAGUAGAAUCAGAGGCCUGGCUGACUGAAGACUCCAUGCAUGUAAGAUCCACAAAAUGAGACAAUGCAUGUAAAUCCAUGUUCACGUUCUAGACAUGGAAAUUAGGAGCCUAAUAAACUUGCCUAAUUCAGUGUGGAGAAUGUCUUGGUUGUACGUUUUUACGUCAAGUAAGUAUAUUUCAGGAUGUUCAAACUUGGUUUGGAAGGGAACUGCUCUUUUUGGAGCAUCAAGAGUCCUUUCUGUUAGUUUCUGAAUUUUGGAUACAUAUCUACCAUGGGCUAGUUCUUCUGUUCAGUAGACUGGUGGUGGUGGGCGGCAGGCAGAAGGAUCAUGUCCGUGAUGAAACCAUGCCGUCCAGGGUAUAUUGAUCACACGUGUACAGGUUUGGGACAUACUCAAGUUGCCAUAUGUGAAUGAAGCAUGUGCCCUUACAGAUAUGUUUCUAGUGUGUAUUUUGUGUUUUAUAAUUUCUCCUGUUCAGAUAAAACCUCAUCACCUGAAAAGUAUGCAGAGCAGAGUAAAUCUCCACAUUCACAGGCAGAGAUAGACUCCAUGAGUGGAAGGAAGGAGAAAUGGUGUCCAAACACACAGAUAUGAUUCACUAUGGCCAGAGGAGUGAAACUGUAAUCACUGGGAAAAGCUACGCCAGGAGCUAUAAAACAAGCCACCACUUAAAAAUAGUCUUCGAGACAGUAAUGUCUGCAUCUUAUGUAAAAGCCCCUCAUGAUGAGAGAAGACAUACAUACUCAUUUCCAGAACAAUUCCAUCCCAUGUGGAGAGAAUGUAGUGAAAAAUCUUAAUUUUGGAGAUGUAUGUGACUCUAACUCAUGCUGUCAGACCGAGUCCUUUCCCCGAGAUCUUUUUGAAUGGAAAAGCCACCUGGAUUUAUUACCCUACUUCCUAUGUCUGUAGACGCAUUUCAUUGAAAGAAGGACAUUGCCUGUGGGUUAUCUGAUGAAGAUAACUCUGACUCAUCUCUCCUCUUAACGUUUCCGUGACUUCUGAGACAGAUAUAACUGAACAGAGUUUACAGUCACUUUUAAAUCUGGAGGUUUAUUCAUUCAUGUGUGUCAUCCCCUGCCCAUUUGAAAAAUCUUUCUUUUCCCCCAAACGCCUUUUUGAUGUUGGCAUAAAUAUAGUUUUGAAGCAUAGCAAUAGAAUUUGGGAUC
Molecule: messenger RNA, 3424 nt
Organism: Acinonyx jubatus (cheetah)
Lineage: Eukaryota; Metazoa; Chordata; Mammalia; Carnivora; Felidae
Gene: KCNS3
Product: potassium voltage-gated channel modifier subfamily S member 3
Exons: 3
Coding region: 442-1917 (491 amino acids)
Biological process (GO): potassium ion transmembrane transport; protein homooligomerization
Cellular component (GO): membrane; voltage-gated potassium channel complex
Molecular function (GO): protein binding; voltage-gated potassium channel activity
Source: RefSeq, a predicted model, not a curated record